Sardina pilchardus (European sardine) is the source of this 5677-nucleotide messenger RNA. Its product is annotated as F-BAR and double SH3 domains protein 2-like. The transcript has 20 exons. Bases 199 to 2502 code for a protein of 767 amino acids. Lineage: Eukaryota; Metazoa; Chordata; Actinopteri; Clupeiformes; Clupeidae. Gene Ontology annotation, cellular component: neuromuscular junction; recycling endosome. The record is from RefSeq and is a predicted model, not a curated record. Gene Ontology annotation, molecular function: protein binding. Gene Ontology annotation, biological process: neuromuscular synaptic transmission; regulation of actin filament polymerization.
UCGGACGGACUAGGAGUCUGGGAGUGUGGAAUUGGUGUAUCAUGGCCGCCUGCAUACAAAUCUGAACACACUGUUUCUCUCCUUCCAUCCCCUUCCCUUGAGUGGUAACGUUAGUGUCUGUGUCGUUUCGAGUUGUCGAAGAUUUCUCGGAAUUAUUUGAUUUCUUUAGGAAUAAAUCAUUCAUGUCCAUGCUCAAAAAUGCAGCCACCACCGAGAAAGGUAAAGGUGACUCAGGAGCUGAAGAACACGCACACUGAGCAGAUGACGAGGCUCCACAUCAAGCAUCAGACAGAAUGUGACUUACUGGAAGACAUGAGGACCUACAGUCAAAAGAAGUCCAUCCUGGAGAGGGACUAUGCACAGGCUCUGCAAAAGCUGGCCAGCCAGUACCUGAAGAGGGAUUGGCCCGGGAUCAAACCGGACGACCAACACACGGACUACAGGAAUGUGUAUGCGGUGUGGAGGGCCUACCUGGAAGGCACGGUCCAGGUGACGCAGUCGCGCAUCAACGUCUUCGAGAACUACAAAAACGACAUCACAGAUCCAGCCAAAACCGUCCGGCUCUACAAGGAGCAGCAGCUAAAAAGGUGCAUCGAGCAGCUGGGCCGCAUCCAGACGGAGCUGCAGGACUCGGUCAAAGACCUGGCCAAGUCCAAGAAGAAGUACUUUGAGCUGGAGCAGAUGGCCCAGGCCGUCCGGGAGAAGGCCGACAUCGAAGCCAAGUCAAAGCUGGGGCUCUUCCAGUCCAGGAUAAGUUUACAGAAAGCCAGCGUGAAGUUAAAAGCCAAGAGGAACGACUGCAACUCCAAGGCCACCCAUGCCAGGAAUGAGUACCUGCUAACGCUCGCCGCGGCUAACGCCCACCAGGACCGCUACUACCAGACCGACCUGGUCGGCUCCAUCAAGGCUCUGGAUGGGAAUGUGUACGACCAUGUGAAGGAUUAUUUGAUCUCCUUCUGCCGAACGGAACUGGAGGCCUUCCAGGCCGUCCACAGCACCUUCCAGUUCCUCCUGGAGAAGUCCAGCCGCGUGAUGCAGGACUUCAAUCAGCAGCUUUUCAUGCAGGAGAGCCCUGUCUUUCACAAAGCACAAGACUUCCAGUUCCAGCCCAGUGACAGUGACGCGAGUCGGCAGCUGGAGUCGGAGACGGGCACCACGGAGGAGCACAGCCUGAACAAGGAGGCCCGCAAGUGGGCCACGCGCGUGGCCAGGGAGCACAAGAACAUCAUCCACUAUAAGAGGUGUGUGGAGGAGUGUGAGACUCUGGGGAUCCCGCCCACCGAGCAAGGCCGCAACGACCUAGAGCUGAGGAUCGAAGAGGCCAAAGAAAACAUCCGCAAGGCUGAGACAAUAAAACUGAAGGCUGAAGCUCGUCUAGACCUAUUACGGCAGGUGGGCGUUUCCGUAGAUACAUGGCUGAAGAGCGCUAUGAACCAGGUGAUGGAGGAGCUGGAGAAUGAGCGCUGGGCUUCGCUGCCCACCCUCACCAACCACGACCCCUCCAUCUCGACUACAGUUGAUCUGGAGCGAGAGGACGGGGAGGACCUGGAAGAGAACAUGGAGGUGUUUGACGACAGCAGCUCCAGCCCGUCGGGAACUCUGAGGAACUACCCCCUCACCUGCAAGGUGCUCUACUCCUACAAGGCGUCCCAGCCGGACGAGCUGACCAUCGAUGAGCAGGAGAUGCUGGAGGUGAUUGAGGACGGAGACAUGGAGGACUGGGUGAAGGCCCGGAAUAAGACGGGCCAUGUGGGCUACGUACCUGAGAAGUACCUGCAGUUCCCCACCUCGAACAGCCUACUGAGCAUGCUCCAGUCCCUGGCCACGCUGGACACGCGCUCACACACGUCCAGCAACUCCACCGAGCCCGAGCUGGCCUCAGGCAGCACCAACGGAGACGCCAGCAUGAGUUUCGUGAAGGCCAUCUACGACUACGAGGCCCAGACGGACGACGAGCUGUCCUUCCCCGAGGGAGCCAUCAUCCGCAUCCUGAACAAGGACAACCAGGAGGACGACGGCUUCUGGGAGGGCGAGUUCAACGGCCGCGUGGGCGUCUUCCCCUCCGUGCUGGUGGAGGACCUCAACAACUCGGAGAACGGAGACUCGCACUGGGGCCACGAGGCACAGCAGGUGUCUCCGUCCCAGAGGGGCCACUCCUCGCUGCCGCCGCUCCCCCUGUACGACCAGCCCCCCGGCGGCGGCCUGUACGCCAGCCCGGACGCCAGCUCGGCCCACCCCCUGCCCCGCUCCCCCUCCGUCAACGGAGAGCACAAGCUCAUGCCCCCCUCGCACAAAGGGCCCGCGCACAAUCAUAGCUACACUUUAAGUCCAGAGAGUCCAGGCUUCGCCCCACAGCCCCUGAGACUAACCCCAGAUGGAGCAGGUCCUGGCAAACUGCGUCCUGUGCGAGCAGCGCCCCCUCCGCCCAAACAGCAGCAGCAGCAGCAGCAGCAGCGGCGCCCGGCGGAGAAGACGGAGGAGGUGGAGAUCACACUGGUGUAGCAGCAGCAGCAGCACCGAAGCAACCAAACUCUCACCUCCUUCCCUCUCGCCCUCCUCCUCCUCCUCCUCCUCCUCCUCCUCCCCUUCCUCCUCCGCCUCCUCACGUGGAGGACGGGUCUUGAAAGGACAGCAGACCAAUGCCCUCAUCGCCCUCGACGCAGACGGAGGGAGGGACAGUGGUCAAACGCCAUGACCCUAAGUGUCCAGACACACUCGCGAAAACGCUCACCUCUGUGUCCCAGACUGUCUGGUGCCUUAAACCACUCUCAUGCCAAAACAUGAAGCUCUCUCGUCUCCUCAUGCCUUCAGCCCAGAGGGAAAGGGGAAACUUUUCGGAACACCAGGAAGUGUUUUCCAAAGUGUUCCAACCCCAACGUAGAGCUAGAUUGAAAAAGAAAAAGAAAACAACCAACCAACCAACCAACCAAACUGAACAGUGACUGAAGAUUCGGAGGAUCUGUUUGCAUGUUUGAUCCCCAGUUUCCCCACAUGAUGUUGAUGGUGUCGUGUAAUAUCUGGAGUUAGCAAGUGGUGUGUGGUCCGAGUGCGUUCAUUUUAGAUCUUGUGAUCAUAGCCGCAAAUGAAUCCUAACUGCUAGCAAAACCACAUUUAUAAUAGCUGUCUAGAUGUUCUAGAAAAAAAAACAAAAAAACAGAAGUAGCAGAAGAACCGUAGAAGCCAUGACCAGAGGAUCUGGAGUUUGUGCUGAGGGUGGGUGGUGCAGCGUCUGCGGAACACCCAGACGUGCCGAAGGGCCGUGCUUUAAUGGACAAAAAAGGACAAAAAAAAAUGUAGCCCGUAACAAAUCCCUCGUUGUUGACGUGUCAACGGAAGCUUUCGAAUCCGUGCACAGAAGGGUUUUUCAUAACCUGCAAAGCAGAGCAGACAAAGGAGAGCAGUUGAUUUAAAAAAAAAAAAACAGCCAAGAUGAGCUAAUUGUUUUCUUUUCGAAAAUGGCUUUCUUGCACAUUUGUAACGAGUGAGCGUUGAGCGUGUAUGGGGAGAUUGGCAGUGUUGAGGCACGAGUUUGAAGGCUCUGGGGCCCGGACAGGAGGAAGCCGAGGGGAGUGCUCAAAGGAAGCCUUGGCCUCGGACAUAUGUAGUCAUAUCAAUAACGUAUUUAAUGUGCAGCAUUAGUACAGUACAUUACUGUCGUCAUAGGAACGUUCCGGAAGUGUGUGCAACAUUGCGUCAUAUAUAGCAUUACUGAGUGGACAUGUGAUGAGUAGUGGCUCAUGACGUCAUCUCGAGGAGAAAGGGAGUUUGUACAGAACGUGCGUUGCGGAGGAGCGGAAGGUCCGCAGGGGAACGAGGGAAUGGAGAGGGCGAGGAACGGAAGAGAGGGCUGACGGAGGCUGGCUCCUUCGUUUGCUCCGCAUCUCUCCGUGCUCCUCCCCCCACUCCUAACCCCCCCCCCUGGUGCCAACCGCGCCGCCAUGUGGCAAUCUCUGAUGUUUGAGUAGUACUUACUUCAUCGAUAUUAUCUCUUUCAGCUCUUCACUAUGAAGUUGGGCAUCUGUGCAUAUUACUAAUAUUUAGUCCUCUAAGUGAAAGGAAGAAAAUAAACGGAUCACAGAGUUGAAUAAUGUGGCAUCUCCUGGGAGGGAGUGAGUGAGUGUGUGUGUGUGAGCGGUCCUAUGGUGCCUCAUCGGUACACUCCCCCUCACCUCACCGCAGACAGAUUAUUCAUUUAUAUACGCAAAUCAAUAUCGGAGCAUUUAGUUGAAAGUGCAUUAUUUUUUAUUCAUUUCUGUCUUCCUCUCUCUCUCUCUCUCUCUCUCUCUCUCUCUCUGUAUCUCUUCCUCUUGUAUUGUGUAAACACUGUUGACGACUAAGUGAGAUGUAUUUGGCUGACUGUUGUGGCAGUAUUUAUAAUGGAUUGUUAACCUCCUGAGACAUUCAGACAGUCUCUUGCAGAGAAGAGGGGGGGGAAAUAAACAGGCAACAUGCACCGCAGCCACGGAGUGUGCAGAAUGUUCCGGAUGGUGAGAAUGACGAGAGCUGAUCUAAAUAAGAUGGUGUCAGGAGUGCCACUCAUUCAUACAAGGGGCAGCCUGGAUUUUUAGUUGUGUGAAGUAGAAAGCUUGUCUCGUGUUUGUUUUGUGUUUGAUGUGAUAUUCCCCCCAAGCCCUUGAGUGAGUGAGGUACUCAGAGAUAUGGAGACAACCCAGCACCUUGUAACAAGUGAAAAUGUCACCUAGGAUUGUUGUCCUGAUUUGCCCCACAAAUCUCAAAACAGGCUUUUAAUUUAUUGACUAAUCAAAAUAUUCUUCCCUGUCUGAAGUGAUAUUUAAUGCUUAACAUAUAAGCAAUUAUUCAAUGUCUUUGCAGCACUUUUUUAAACAAAAAAAAACUUUAUUUUGUGUUUUUAAGUUGUGAUUCUCAGUAUUCUUUUUAUGGCUGCCCCUUGCCAGUGUUUUAGCUUCCCACCAUUUGUUUAUCAUUGUUGAGAUUGUUUGUAUCUCCUCCCAUGAUGGGAUGUGAUCAAAAACCCAGCUAUGUCCAUGUGCUUGCAUUUGACUGCAAUGCAAAGGGAAUCCAUUUCCCCCAAGGGUGAGAUGCUGGAGUGGUGUAUUACUAAAACAAAGGUUCCUCAAAUGAAUUCUAAACUUGUUGAACUGAAAUGGAGAGAAUGUGAAUUAUAAGCAGUCGAGAAAGCAAACAUGAAACAAACUGUGUCUGGAAUAUGGCUGAAUGGAAGGGCGACAGUGUUGAAAUAUAUGCUCUGCUCAUUUCUUAGCGCUCGAACAUGAUCUUUUCUUGUUGAUCUCUUUGAGAUCUUUUGAAUCUUAUCAAACUUGUUUUGAAGUUUAUGGUUUACAGCUGUGUCCGUUGUGUCAAAAAGCUGUUCUCUCACACAAAACAAGCUUUUUCUUAUUUAAUAAAAACAAGGUUGUCAUCUUGAUGUUUCUCUUCGGCCAGUUGCAACUUUUGAACUUUCAAAAACAGUUUAAGAGUCAUCCCCCCUACCAGUGGAUUUUAUUUUUAAGUAUUUCUCUUUUUUCAUUUGAAGAUGUUUUAAGAGCUGCUAAAAAUCUGGUAAUAAUAACAAGCUUUCUCUUUAGACUGUUGCCAUGGUGACAAUAUCAGAAAACACAGGUGCAAAAUUCUACAUAUUAUUAGCUGUAAAAAUUUGUAUUUAUUGUGUACAAAUGUUAAAUAAUAAAAUGAAUCA